AGCCAGGAAGCAGAAGCUGGGGCUGUUUUCAUUAUUACUCUACAGGAUAGAAACAUGGACUUCUCUGUUUUGCCAAACAACAACCAUCCCGAUAAAUUCCUGCAACUGGAGGUGAAGUCUCUAGUGAAAAACUCUGCCUUUCUACAAGCCAGCCUGGCAAAAUUCCCAGAAGCAGCUUUACCUGGCAUGCAGCAGUGGCACAACAGGGUCUAUUUGCAGAGAGAAAAGAGAAAUGUCACUGAGCUGCCGGGCUUAGACUCAAACGAGGUCAGUCAAGAAAUGACAGACAAAGCCCUUGGGAAAUACAUUACACCCAUCACCCUGAAAUCCACAAUCAAAAGCAACCCCUUGUAUAGUGAUAUCCAGACGGAUGACGACUGGGAGGAGAAGAAAAAGACCCCUUCCUGGACUGUGCAAGACUAUGACAGGCACUCGCUGCACUCUAAUUUGGCCAGCCACAUAAAGGAAAAUCCUAAUGAUCUACAGUUCUGGAUGGGGGAUAUUUAUACUCCUGGGUAUGAUACCUUGUUAAAAAAGAAAGAGAGAGAAAAAAAGCAUUCCAAAUGUUGCCAAAUCAUCCUGCUCAUGGUACUAGCUGUUUGCAUCCUGAUUACCAUAGUCACGCUCAGUAUUUUACUUACUUAG
Aptenodytes forsteri (emperor penguin) is the source of this 645-nucleotide messenger RNA. It is a transcript of the gene MINAR2, whose product is annotated as KIAA1024 like. The transcript is spliced from 3 exons. The record is from RefSeq and is a predicted model, not a curated record. Bases 55 to 645 code for a protein of 196 amino acids. NCBI's taxonomy places the organism in Eukaryota, Metazoa, Chordata, Aves, Sphenisciformes, Spheniscidae.